Molecule: messenger RNA, 3508 nt
Organism: Dalotia coriaria
Lineage: Eukaryota; Metazoa; Arthropoda; Insecta; Coleoptera; Staphylinidae
Product: transcription factor Sox-3-like
Exons: 7
Coding region: 93-1292 (399 amino acids)
Source: RefSeq, a predicted model, not a curated record
UUCACAUCAAGUGACAUAUUGUCGGCGCGCACAGCGUUCCCGUUCCCCCCGCGCUGCAAGAAUCGAAUCGUUUACAAGAAUUACUAAUUACAAUGGAAUACGCUUGCGAGAUUAUUCCACAACACAUCCAGAUCGAUGGCGGCCAACCGCCGGCGAAAAUCCCGCGGCCCGCCAACGCGUUCAUGCUCUAUGCGAACGCGAAUCGAAAAAAGAUGGCACGCGAGUUUCCGCUCGACUCGAAUAAGGAAAUCAGCAAGCGGCUGGGCAGAGGUUGGAAGGAGCUGGACCGCGAGGCGAAGGGCGGCUACUACGAGAUGGCGAAGGAAGUCGACGCCGCGCACAAGGAGAAGUAUCCCGACUACGUGUACAAUCCGAAGGAAGCGCGGAUCCGCAAGGCCAUGCGCGACGCCAAUCGGGAGCGCUCCAUGGGGGUGGCGCCUGCCACGCGCGCCGCCCGCCGCACGCAGCCUUGGGUCCUACCGGAGCAGGAUGAUCAAUUUAUGAUGGCGUCGCAUGGAAUGCGUGGCGUUGCGUCGCCCAUGUGCGGCAAUGGUUUCCCCAUUGGCGGAAACGGCGCGAAUGGAUUUAUGGGGCCGAUGCAUUACAAUAAACAUAUUCAUCUCGCCCCACACGAACAGCCUUAUCUCCAGACGAAUCCAAUGGCGCAGCUGCAGCAUCAGACUGAAAUGUGGCACUAUCACGAGAGCACAAGUCCAAUGCGUCCUCCAACAGCUGAUCAAUUUAUGUUACCGUCGAAUCAAAUGUCUGCCUAUCAACACCAUCAACAUCAGCCGACGAGUACGCAGGCGCUGGAGACGCUCUCGGAGAAGCUAAAAACGCAAAUGGAUACGACGUACUCGAUGCCGGACGAUGCGCAAUCACAGUCACAGUCGCAAUCGCCGCAUUCGAAUGCAAAUUCAUCGCCAGCGCCGACGGAAUCGAAUAGUUUUGAUGAGCGGAAGGAUAAUAGGAGUAUCAAUGGCCGCAAUGGUGGCAGCGCAUCGGAUGCGCAGAAUGGCGGAUAUGGAAACGUAGACGUUUAUCAAGAGGAUGUAAUCAUUCAGAAUCCUUUUGAGAAGGAAGAUAAUGUCAUAAUUAAAAAGAAUUCAGCACUCUCACCGCAGCUGACGACAAAACCGCAAAAGUCAUUACCCGAUUUCAACGCGGCGUUUGGCUCGACCGAACGGGGGCGGUUUCAAAGUCCGCCGGUGCCGCGGCUGCAGCCGAAACAAGGCUAUCUAGACUUCUUCCUCACGAAUAGCGAUUUGAAAUUUGACGAUUUUAAUAUAUAAUCAUAGAUGAUGCAUCAUGUGCGCAUGUAAUGCGCAUGUGUGCAUAGCUAGCGAAAUUAGUUGACGACAAGUGUGUAUUACAGAAAGUAUAUAUAUAUAUAAAAAUAAGAUAUAUCUAUAUAUCAAAAAUUAUAUCAAAAGAAGAAAACGAUUAGUUAGUAAUAUAUAUGAAAAUCUAUAUAUAAUGAUCGUUAUACCGAUGCAAAAAAAGUGUAGCAAGAGUAACAUUUACAAAGAUGCAUAUUUUACCAAUUUGAAUAUAUAAAAAGCGAAAAAUCAACCAAAAAACAUGAAUAAGUAAUUACUUAAUACUAAUGUAAAUUUAGUUCGAAUGUAGCCGAAAAAUCUACAUGACACAUAUGCCAAAUGAUUAACAAAUGAAAUGUUAUUGAACGUAAUUGAUUGAAUAAUUAUUAUUAUUACUUAAUUAGGUACGUAUUAAGUAUUGCGAAAUCAAAAUAUGAUAUAUAAUGAUAGUGAAUGAUGAUUUUUUAUUGUGGAGAGAAUUUUAUGACCAAAUUUUUAUAAAUAUGCGUUUAGUUGCUUGGUUUGUCAUUGAUAUGCGUAAAAAAUUCGGAGAAUGUGUGCCUUCUACAAGGACUGUAACAAAACCAAAACAAAAAAAAACAUCAAACAAAAGAUUUCGAGUACAUAAUUUCACUUUUAACUGAUUUUUAAUCAUUUCUCAUUAGAAAGAUGUUUUUUCGAUGAUAGAAUGCACCAUGUUUGUAAUGGCAGCCAUUUUGUUUACCAAACAUGAUGACGCGUGCUAUCAUGGAAGAAAUAAUAUGGAUAUUAUGUCUAAACGUCUCUGUAAACACGAAUAUCUAAUGAAUUGUGUUUGAUUUUUAGUGAAUCUAUACCUAAAGUGUAUAAUUUUUGGGACCAAAUAUGUAAAACACAUACAAAAUUAUGAAAUACUCAAGAACAAUUACAAUUUACAUUAGAAAUGAUAUAAAUGAGAAACAAUUAAGUAAAACACGGCGGGCCACGUACUAAAUACACUCGAAUUGUUUUUGGAGACAAUAUCGAUUGUUUAAAUUUGAAGUUUUCUGCUCAAUUUGAUUUCCAAAAUCCAAAAAACAAUGUAGCUGAGUUGUUUUUCAUGUGUGGCCUAGUGUUUGUAAUAAGAUGUGAAGCUAGGAAAACGAAAUAUUGUACUAAAUGUAAAACCAAUUGUAAAACAUUUAUUCGGUAACAGAUGAAAAUGGUGGUAUUACAUAUUAAGAGUGUGUGGAAAUCAAACACUCUUGAUGUGUAAUGCACUAUUACCGAUGUAGUGUGCGUGUGUUGAGGUUGUGCCUUAAUAGAUCUCAAAAUUUAUCAAAAUUAAGACGAAUCAAACUUUCACAAGAUGAUAAGAUAUAUAUAUGAUGAUGAUGAUGAUGGCCAAUAAGUUUUAAUGAUUGAUUUCUAGUUUGGAAAAUUUAACGAGCUUCCCCCCUUUGUCACGUUAUCUGUUUAUUGUUGACUUGUGAUUGAUUCUCUGCCAAGAAGUUUUUCAAACAACAUUCAGGCUUCCAAAAUGAAAAUAUAUUAAUGGCUAAGUUACGAAAUUUGAUUCUUAUUGAAUUGUUUCUGUUAUAUAGUGCCUAAAAGGUGGUUUCCAGUGUUUUUUAAGCGUAAACAUAGAAAAAUUAUGAAAGUAUAUAUGAUGGUAAAUGAAUUACUUGUGAUCGUAAUGAAUAAUAUUGAUUUACAAAAGACAAAUUAACCGAUUAGUAGAUUUAAAUAUUAAAAUAUUAUUAUUAACUCUAGCUAUUAGGAAGAGAAAACACCAGAUUAUAUUGUACAAAAGAAUGCAUUGCAUACAAAAGUAUUUAAAUUAAUUGUAUCAUUUCCCCUGUGUCCCACCCAACCAGAGACCCAAUGUGUAAUGUGAAAAAAAAAAACAGAGGAGAGAAAUACUUUGAUCAUUACAUUACGAUUAUUGCCAAUUUAUAUGAUAAAUGAUGAAUUAAUCAAUAUUAAUCAAAUUAUCAAAACAAUAUAUUAUCGUGAAUUGUAUGUUGUAUUGUAUAUUUAAGCAGCCGAAUGAGAGACACGGAUGCAGAAUACCAAAAAGCAUUAUUUUGAGGUGUGUGCUGCGAAAGGAUCAUUCUGAUUGAAUCAAUAGUACAAUUGUUAUUAAGCGACAAAUUGCUGAUACUGAUAUAACUAACAUACACGGAAGAGACGGCAAUUUGUUAGUGUUAAUAAAUACAAAUUAAAUUUGA